CUUGCUUGCCGACCACCUGUUCCUCCCGGGAGUGCGGCGCGCGCUGAUUGGCUGGAGUGCCGCCCGGGUACCGGAAGUGGCCGAUGCCCGUCGCCCCUGAAACCGAGACAACAGCUGCAGGUUCUGAGCGAGCUGGUGAAGCAGUGCUGGGAGGCCGAGCCGAGCGAGCGUGGGGUGGUAGCCGCCUGAGAUGCCCAGCCUGCUCUGGAGCUGUCAAAAGUGUUGCUGGAGAAAGUCAGGAAAGCACACCGAUGGGCUGAUUGGCUCCUCUCUACACUGAGGCCUCCAGCGUACUUGUCUCAGCAGGAGGUUGUAAGGGUGUAACAAGAGAAUGUAUAUUGUGAGAUGGGGACUGAGAACAAGGAGGUAAUUCCCAAGGAAGAAAUUUCUGAAGAAUCUGAGCUACAUGGGGCAAUAUUAGAAAAACUUCCAAAGGUGGUUUGCCAGGGUCAUGAGUUUGGAGCAGCGUGUGAAGAAGACAUGUUGGAAGGGCAUUCUGGAGAGUCCACAGAAGAGAUUCUGGAGCACGUGUCUCCUGACGAGAGAGACUUUGCAUCAGGGUUGAUUAUCUUUAAGAAAUCACCCUCAGGUGAGAAAGACCUGGAGGACAAUGAGGGUGAGCGAGUCCGCAGUCCCAGCUCAAAUCUGAUCACAUAUCAGGGAAAUGCUAUGGCAGAGGCAGUUGGCACAUUUGCUACUUCCGGCCAAAAUUUCAUAGAGAACUUAGGACCUAACAAAACACAUAGAAGUUCUGUGGGAGAAAAGCCUCAUACGUGUAAAGAAUGCGGGAAAGCCUUUAAUCAGAACUCACAUCUUAUUCAGCAUAUGAGAGUUCAUAGUGGAGAGAAACCCUUUGAAUGCAAAGAAUGCGGGAAAACAUUUGGAACUAACUCAAGCCUUCGAAGGCACCUGAGAAUUCACGCUGGAGAGAAGCCCUUUGCUUGUAAUGAAUGUGGAAAGGCCUUCAUUCAGAGUUCACAUCUCAUCCACCAUCACAGAAUACACACUGGAGAGAGACCUUAUAAAUGUGAAGAAUGUGGUAAAGCCUUCAGUCAAAAUUCAGCCCUUAUACUACAUCAGAGAAUCCACACUGGGGAGAAACCAUAUGAAUGUAAUGAGUGUGGGAAGACCUUUAGGGUUAGCUCACAGCUUAUUCAGCAUCAAAGAAUUCAUACAGAAGAAAGAUAUCAUGAAUGCAAUGAGUGUGGCAAAGCCUUCAAGCAUAGCUCAGGCCUUAUUAGACACCAGAAAAUUCACACUGGAGAAAAACCCUAUCUGUGUAACGAAUGUGGGAAAGGCUUUGGUCAGAGUUCUGAGCUCAUCCGGCAUCAAAGAAUUCAUACAGGAGACAAACCAUAUGAAUGUAAUGAAUGUGGGAAAACUUUUGGCCAGAACUCAGAGAUUAUUAGACAUAUUAGAAUUCAUACUGGUGAGAAGCCCUACGUAUGUAAGGAAUGUGGGAAGGCCUUUCGGGGGAACUCAGAACUUCUUAGACAUGAGAGAAUUCACACUGGAGAGAAACCUUAUGAAUGCUUUGAGUGUGGAAAGGCUUUCAGGCGGACCUCUCACCUUAUUGUCCACCAGAGAAUUCAUACUGGAGAGAAACCUCAUCAGUGUAAUGAAUGUGCCAGAACCUUUUGGGAUAACUCUGAGCUGCUUCUCCACCAGAAAAUUCACAUUGGAGAGAAACCUUAUGAAUGUAACACGUGUGAGAAGACAUUCAGUCAGCAUUCUCAGCUUAUCAUACAUCAGAGAAUUCACACUGGAGAGAAGCCUUACGAGUGCCAAGAAUGUCAGAAGACCUUUAGUCGGAGCUCUCACCUCCUCCGACAUCAAAGUGUUCACUGUAUGGAAUGACCUGCAAAACAGGAAAGCCUUCUGUGGAAAAGCUGAAGUCAGACUUAUUGUUCUUAAUCUGCACCCCAAGUUCUCAGAUCAAGUGAAUGGACGGACAGAACCUCCUCUGUCCUUUUACUGAUUUUUAUUUAAACAGUCGGUCCAAAAGGAUGAGGCACUUUUAUGCACUAUUCAUUGAGAAGUUUCCAUGUACUGAGUUAAAUCAUAAAAGCUGUUUCAGGCCUUAAUUCUCCUCUAGUCCCUUUUUCCUUCCCUUCCUUCCACCCCACUAGUGGAUCACAUAACAUUAGGGGUGUGUACCAGCCAUCUAGCCCAAAUUGUUACUAUUCAGGAAAAAUAGAGGAACGUGAUUCCAUCACCUCCUAGGAAUGACAGUGUCGACCCCUUGAAUAUUAUUCCCUGAAAUGUUAAAGUCAUGGCCUGGAAGAUA
Molecule: messenger RNA, 2287 nt
Organism: Hippopotamus amphibius kiboko
Lineage: Eukaryota; Metazoa; Chordata; Mammalia; Artiodactyla; Hippopotamidae
Gene: ZFP3
Product: ZFP3 zinc finger protein
Exons: 3
Coding region: 346-1857 (503 amino acids)
Biological process (GO): regulation of transcription by RNA polymerase II
Cellular component (GO): nucleus
Molecular function (GO): DNA-binding transcription factor activity, RNA polymerase II-specific; RNA polymerase II cis-regulatory region sequence-specific DNA binding
Source: RefSeq, a predicted model, not a curated record